Messenger RNA from Oldenlandia corymbosa var. corymbosa, 2535 nucleotides. NCBI's taxonomy places the organism in Eukaryota, Viridiplantae, Streptophyta, Magnoliopsida, Gentianales, Rubiaceae. The record is from the annotation of a GenBank genome assembly.
GCUAAUGUGAACCACAAAAACUUUUCUGCAUUUUUUCUCAUCAAACAUAUAAAUUCCCAGAAUUUUCAGUGGGGUUUCAGUUCUCCCAAUUCCAUUUGGCGCUAUUUUCGCAACCCACAACACCUGUGAAAGUUCUCCAACUUUCUAGAUUGAUAUUCCUGUUUCAAUAAAACUAGCUGACUCCAGCAACAAAUCAUAAUGUAUUACUUCAUAACCAAAAGCCAGUCUCAAGCACUUCAAUCUUCUCAUGGCUACUCCUUUUCCUGCUUCAUCAUACGCUUCAUCUUCAUGGGUUUUGGACAAACGACCAUUUCACCCAAGAUGUUUUGUAACUCCUCUUUCGAAGCUUCCUUUGGGUCAGAAUCAGAAAACCCAUCUCUGUCUUUCCCCAGUAUUGAAACCCAGCUCUAAAAGAUUCAAUUUUUUUGUUAAAGCUGAAGAUAAAAAUGAAUCAUCUUCAUCAGUGGCUGUUAUGUCAGAGGAGGAAUCCCAGAGGAAAGAUGUCACGUCCGGAGUUGAUUCCAAUGCAGAAAGUGAUUCUAAAUCGGAGGAAAGUACCAGUGAAGCCAAAUCUGAGGUUGAUUCUGAUGCUGAGGCCAGAGAGAAAGAGAGACAGCAAGAAUUGGACUGGAAAACUGAUGAGGACUUCAAGAAGUUUAUGGGAAAUCCCUCUAUUGAGGCUGCAAUAAAGCUGGAAAAGAAGAUGACUGAUAGGAAGCUGAAGGAGCUUGAUCGAGAAAGAAGUGAUAACCCAAUCGUAGCCUUCUUCAAUAAGUUGGCUCGUGAUAAUUUGUCUAAGGAGAAAGAGAGGUUGGAGAAAGUGGAACAGACAUUCAAGGCUCUUGAUCUUAACAAGUUGAAGAGUUGCUUUGGAUUUGAUACAUUUUUUGCUACUGAUGUGAGAAGAUUUGGAGACGGGGGAAUAUUCAUUGGCAAUUUAAGGAAACCAAUCGAAGAAGCAAUUCCCAAGCUGGAGAAGAAGUUGUCAGAAGCUGCAGGGACAGAGGUUGUAGUCUGGUUUAUGGAGGAAAAAACCGAUGACAUCACAAAGCAGGCUUGUGUGGUGCAACCGAAGGCUGAGAUGGAUCUGCAAUUUGAGUCGACCAAUCUUAGCAAUGCUUGGGGUUAUUUUAGUGCAAUAGCUUUGUGUGUUACCACAUUUGGGACAAUAGCAUUAACAAGCGGAUUCUUCAUCAAGCCUGAUGCUACAUGGGAUGACUAUUUUAGAAAUGUUGUGCCCCUCUUUGGCGGUUUUUUGACCAUUUUGGGAGUUUCAGAGAUUGCGACGAGGCUUACAGCAGCCCGAUAUGGUGUAAAGCUUAGUCCAUCAUUUCUUGUUCCUUCCAACUGGACCGGUUGCUUAGGAGUUGUAAAUAACUACGAGUCAUUGCUACCAAAUAAGAAAGCUUUAUUUGAUAUCCCUGUAGCACGAACAGCAAGUGCGUAUUUGACGUCCUUGGUACUGACUGUUGCUGCUUUCAUUGCUGAUGGCAGCGUCAAUGGAGGUGACAAUGCAUUGUACAUACGACCACAAUUCUUUUUCAACAAUCCUCUCCUUUCAUUUAUCCAGUAUGUCAUCGGGCCUUACACCGACGAUCUGGGAAAUGUCCUGCCUUAUGCAGUUGAAGGAGUUGGAGUCCCUUGUGAUCCCCUUGCUUUUGCUGGACUCUUAGGUCAGUCUCUGUUUCAUGCACAUGCAAAAAUAUUUAGCUGAGUGCAUCAACAAAUAUUUUCUCUCAUUUUUUUUGUGCAAGUAGCUUUACGUCUAUUGGUUCCAGAAUGAGUUGUUGUUUUGUUUUGUUUUGAAUUUACACCAUGGAUCAUAAUCAGAAUGGUGUGAACUUUACCUUUUGGCAUCAAUGGAAAUCAUCAAAUCAUCCAAUGCAUUAGUUCAUGUACUUCGUAACUGAAAUGAAUGAACCCCUUGUCUCACUAACUAAUGAGUUGUUUUCAUCGUUUACAGGGAUGGUAGUCACUUCUCUGAACUUGUUACCGUGUGGAAGGCUGGAAGGGGGUCGCAUUGCGCAAGCAAUGUUUGGCAGAAGCACGGCAAACUUACUGUCUUUCGCCACUUCACUGCUGUUAGGCAUUGGUGGUCUAAGUGGAAGCGUUCUUUGUCUGGCAUGGGGGCUCUUUGCCACCUUCUUCAGGGGAGGAGAUGAAAUCCCUGCCAAGGAUGAGAUCACCCCAUUAGGGGAUGACAGGUUUGCUUGGGGAUGCGUCCUCUUCUUGAUAUGCUUCCUGACUCUAUUCCCAAAUGUAGGUGGCACAUUUUCUAGCUCAUUUUUCAGUUCCCCCUACUUCAGAGGUGACUUAUAGAUACAAUUUUAUGUAAUUUUUGUUGAGAAUUGUAUGUAUAUAUGAUGUAUAUAUAAAACAUCGCAGUUUAUAGAAAGUUAAAUUUGGAAUGUAACCACAUUAUUGCAAUAGCAAAAUGUACCAUAUGCUGCUGUGAAUGAACAACCAGAGAAUCUGAAUUUCUGCAAUUAUUGCGAGAGAACGAAGAGUUCGUUAGUUAAAUUCGUUGAACAAUCA